This is a messenger RNA of Suhomyces tanzawaensis NRRL Y-17324, 930 nucleotides long. It is a transcript of the gene ATP18, whose product is annotated as F1F0 ATP synthase subunit i. The record is from RefSeq and is a predicted model, not a curated record. Gene Ontology annotation, biological process: proton motive force-driven ATP synthesis. The coding region runs from base 272 to 460 and encodes 62 amino acids. Lineage: Eukaryota; Fungi; Ascomycota; Pichiomycetes; Serinales; Debaryomycetaceae. Gene Ontology annotation, molecular function: proton transmembrane transporter activity. The transcript is spliced from 2 exons.
ACUGCAAAAUACUGGAAUCUUGCAGAAAUUUUAUAGAGAACACAUCUCACCAGCUCCUAAAUCACCACACCUACAAGCCAACUCCCCUCUAGCAGCCUCCCUACUCCUCGCUUCCUCUGGUCCGUUUCUCGCCCAUCCUCACAAAUGUUGCAGCCUUGGUUUCGCGUCGUGUCCCCACCGCGCUCACCAGCCAAUGAAACCUGCCCAUUCAUUCCCGACAUAGUAAAAAAACUGAGAAGUGUUACUACUCUUUCAACAUAGAUAUAUCAAGAUGGCUGUUAGAUUCCCUACUCCUGUUGCCAAGCCAUUGUGGCCUUACGCUACUGGUGCUGCUAUCACCUACUACUUAAUCUACAAGGCCUCUAUUGCCUCCCAAAACUCUGACGAGUUCAUCAAUGACCCAAGACACCCAAGAUUCGCUUCCGGUGGCAAGUUCAUUGACUUGGAAAAGAAGGACUAAACGGUUAGGCAUUCAUAGCAAUACGAUACUUUAGAAACAUUGAUGUAGACAUGUGGUGUGGUGGAAUUGUCCUAGCUAGGCGACGAUGUGGAUGGCAUCCCUGAGACGCUUAGCAUUGAGCCAGAGCCUCCAGGGAGGUGGACCCACUGGAGUGGAGUGUGGAGAUCGGAUCAGAGUCCGAAGGCCUCCUGAACCGGACGGGCUCCUCAGCCGCCACAGCUCCCCAACAGACGGUGUAGCAGAGUCUAGACCGAACAGGUAGCGCUCACGUGGUUGUAGUCACGUGACCAGUGUCGCCGCCACUGGCUCGCUAGUGCAUGUCCGAUUCGGUGUCUGCAGGCUGGGUUGCAUGACCGUUUCGGAAAUCAUGAUGAGGUGUCGGAGUCCAGGUCCAGACUCCGGCCAAUAACCAGAAAUUGCCCGUCUGUCCGCAACGGUUUGCGUGUUCCGAUUUGCAUGGAGUGUGACCU